UAGUUAUAGGGAAACACGUCAAUUCUGGUCUUCAUUUUGACAGUUUGUUGCAAAAGUGAUAUUUUUGGUCUUUUAGUAGUAAAUCUAGCUCUUUUUGCACCUAGCUGUCAAACUCAUCUCACAGACUGGGCUCAUACACUAGACGUAACAUAGGAAAUGUAAAUCCGGGACACUCAAAUUAGUAUAUGUUACGUUUGGCAUGGUUACAUGAGAUAAAGGUUACUUAAGGCAAAAACGAAAGGAGGGUGGGCCUAUAACUCGAACGUCUAGCAACACAAAGGUUGCGUGUUCGAAUCUUAUCAUGGACAAUUUUAGCUAAUUAGCAACUACUUAUUACUAUUUAGUUACUUUACAACUACUUUGCAUUUUAACUAACCCUUUAACCUAUCUCCAAGUGCUGAGUGAUUAACCAAAAUGUCAGUUAUUUUUCUGUUUUUAAACAACAAAUUGACUGAUGUCAGUUAAAUUAUUUGAAUUCUAUGUCGUUCGUUUUUUUUUCUGUGAUCGCAAUGGACACAUUGUGCUGCAGUUUCUCUAGAGAUAAAUCAGAUCAUGCCCGAACUGUGUGAAGUAGUAGGGAGUUGUAGUUUCCAACAGGCCAAUGUUCUACAUAGCGCAGAAAACGUGAUAAUAAACUACAAUGACCACAAUCCAUUGCGUGGCUACUUGUCUGGUCUGUUUCUUUUACGCCUGCCAUGUAAGAGAAUAAUGCGAGAUCAAGGGAUACAUAGAGACAAGAUGCAGCAGUGCACAGUAGUCAGUGCAUCCGGAGUUCGUGUCCCAUUAGCAGAUGGCCGAGCCGUGAUCCUAGGUCGUGGUCCAGAGACUGGAGUUGUUGACAAGAAGUGCUCCCGAAACCAGGUGAAGCUGGUGGCCUGUUAUGCAGACAAGGAGGUACUUGUAACACAGCUUGGUCCAAACCCCUCUUCCUUGGGCAGUGAGAGUCUUGGUAGAGGCCAGUCUGGCAGACUGACCCAUGACAGCACCCUCUACCUGGUCAACCAGAGCCACCCCUUCAGAGUGCAGUUCUCUGCUUCCAAUGAAACCUCCUCAUCCUCUGCCCAGAAGGGGAAGGCUGUAGAAAUAUUGAAAGCGUCGGAUAAGACAAAAGGAGGGACAGGUCCCAAACGCAGCAUCAAAGACUUCUUUCCUUCCUCUCCCAAGAAGUCAUCCAAGAGGCCACACAGUUCUGAGGAGGACCCGCAGGAGAAGCGUCUGAAGACUGAGGGCUCAGACAGUGGGGGCGAGGACGAAGCUGAGAAGCUUGCUGAGGAGAAGCUCCGACAGCUCCAGGAGAUGUCAGAGAGGGCUUCAGGGGCUAGCAGAGAUGGUGUCCAGCAGCAGGCAUCAGCCUCAGCAUGUUGUCAAAGCCACUGGCAACAGAUUGGAAACCUCAUGCUCUACACGGCUGCUGGCGUCACUGGAAGCACCAAGAUUGCUGGAUUCGACAUUGACGGCUGUAUCAUCACCACCAAUUCUGGCAAAGUGUUUCCCACCAGCCCAGAUGACUGGAGGAUUCUCUUUCCUGAGAUCCAACCCACACUGGCCAGCUUAUUAAAGAAAGGCUACAAGGUUGUGUUCUUCACCAAUCAGAUGGGUAUCUCUAGGGGGAAACUGAAGCCUGAGGAUUUCAAGUCUAAAGUGGAGAACAUUCUGAAGACAUUACAGCUCCCCGUACAGGUCUUUGUGGCGUCUGGUCCUGGGAUCUACAGGAAGCCAGUGAUGGGAAUGUGGGAGCACCUUUGUGAGAAGGCAAAUGGCGGUGUGGCUGUAGACAAGAGCCAGAGUCUCUAUGUGGGAGAUGCAGCGGGACGCCCUGUUAACUGGGCUCCUGGCAAGAAGAAGAAGGACUUCUCCUGCAGUGACCGACUGUUUGCACUGAACCUUGGGCUGCAGUUCCAAACUCCAGAGGAGUUCUUCCUGGGUUGGAAAAGCGCCCCCUUCAGUCUUCCUCCAUUAGACCCUAGGAAAUGUGACUCCAACGCCCGUCUGUAUGACCCGCCCAGUGCCUCCCUCACCUCCACCAAGCAGGAAGUCAUCAUUGCCGUUGGUUUCCCUGCUUCCGGGAAAUCAACCUUUUUCCACACACACAUCGUCCCCAAAGGUUACGUGUACGUGAACAGGGACUCCCUGGGCUCGUGGCAGAGCUGUGUAUCGGCCUGUGAGCGGGCUCUGAAGGAGGGCCGCAGCGUUGUGGUGGAUAACACCAACCCAGACCCUGAGUCUCGCAAACGGUAUGUUGAUGUCAGCCAGAGUUUGGGCGUGUCCUGUCGCUGCUUCAACUUCUCUGCCUCCCUGGAGCAGGCCAAACACAACAACAGAUUCCGUGAGAUGGCCCCCUCCACCACUAAGCACCUCAAAGUCAAUGACAUGAUCUUCCACGGUUACAAGAAGAAGUUUGUGGCGCCCAGUCUCUCGGAAGGCUUUUCAGAAAUCCUGCAAAUUCAUUUUGUCCCAACCUUUACAGACAGCCAAUCAGAGGCCCUCUUCAGGCAGUUCUCUGAAGGCUGAUUGGGUGGCUGGCAUUCUAACGGUAUUCUAACCUAAGAUUUGUCAGAUUGUUAUUGGUGCAGAGUCAUUUCAGGAAAAUAAUCUAGCAGUUGUACGCUGUGGCUGUAUGUAGACAAACUAUUUUGUUACCUGCUGCUAAUCAACAAAUAAUUGCUAUUGCACUACAUACAUUUGAAGGUACCGAUGUUUUAACUAAAUGUAACCACAUCAGUAUUUUUGUUUGAUUGGCUUGAGUUUCAUAUUUUCAUAUCAUGUUUUCUUGUCAGAUAUACAGUACUUGUUUCCUGAAAGCCUAAAAGGUAAAAAAAAAACGUGAGAGAUGUUUAAUUAAUUUUUUUAUUUUAAUAAAUUGUUAUUAAUUUGA
Coregonus clupeaformis (lake whitefish) is the source of this 2875-nucleotide messenger RNA. RefSeq names its product bifunctional polynucleotide phosphatase/kinase-like. The record is from RefSeq and is a predicted model, not a curated record. Gene Ontology annotation, biological process: DNA repair. Gene Ontology annotation, molecular function: polynucleotide 3'-phosphatase activity; ATP-dependent polydeoxyribonucleotide 5'-hydroxyl-kinase activity; double-stranded DNA binding. The transcript is spliced from 18 exons. Gene Ontology annotation, cellular component: nucleus. NCBI's taxonomy places the organism in Eukaryota, Metazoa, Chordata, Actinopteri, Salmoniformes, Salmonidae. Bases 553 to 2511 code for a protein of 652 amino acids.